UUUUUUCUGUUUUCAGCAAGAGCUUGUUGAUAAUAUUGAAAAAUUCAAAGAAUCUUUCAAUUCAAAAGAAACUCAAGAAAAAAUACUUUUAGAAUGCCAAAAAGCUGAAACAAAUUUCAUGGAAAAAAUUUUAAAACAUGUAAAUGAACAACUAAAUAUACCAAAAAUUGUAAAAGAUGGUGAACAAAAUGUUUUAAAAAUUAAACAAUUGGAAACAAAAAUUGGAGAGUUGACUUGUAGUAAUGCAGCUGUAACUGUAGCUCGUUGUUUUACUUAUCAAGUAUUUCUAAUUUUUAAAUUAACAGAAAAUCGGAAGAGCCGAAUACGCGUAUUUGUAUAUCUCUUUUGGGGUUGA
This is a messenger RNA of Meloidogyne enterolobii, 355 nucleotides long. Lineage: Eukaryota; Metazoa; Nematoda; Chromadorea; Rhabditida; Meloidogynidae. The record is from the annotation of a GenBank genome assembly.